Messenger RNA from Limulus polyphemus (Atlantic horseshoe crab), 1407 nucleotides. Its product is annotated as aromatic-L-amino-acid decarboxylase-like. The record is from RefSeq and is a predicted model, not a curated record. NCBI's taxonomy places the organism in Eukaryota, Metazoa, Arthropoda, Merostomata, Xiphosura, Limulidae. Gene Ontology annotation, biological process: catecholamine metabolic process; amino acid metabolic process; serotonin biosynthetic process. The annotation marks the transcript as partial. The transcript has 11 exons. Gene Ontology annotation, molecular function: aromatic-L-amino-acid decarboxylase activity; pyridoxal phosphate binding.
AUCGUCCAUUGGAAUUCUCCAAGAUUCCACUCCUAUCUUCCCGCUGGAAAUUGUUUUCCCGCCAUCUGUGCUGAUAUGCUGAGUGGAGUAUUCUGUAACAUUGGGUUUUCUUGGUCUGCCUGUCCGGCAUCUACUGACUUGGAAAUGGUGAUGUUAGAUUGGCUAGGGAAGAUGCUCCAGCUACCUCAGGAUUUUUUGUUUUCCUCAAAUGGAACAGGAGGUGGAGUGAUUCAGAGUAGUGCCAGUGAAAGCACACUAAUGGCUUUGCUGAGUGCUCGAGAAAAAACCAUUUCCUGUAUCCAAACUAUGAAGAAGGACUGGAGCCGCGGCAUGAUUACGGACAAACUGGUGUACUAUGCAUCAACAGAGGCUCAUUGUUCUGUGGAAAAAGCUGGAUUACUUAGUGGGCUGACGUGUCGCUUGCUUCCAACAGAUGCCGCUUUCAGCCUACAAGGCGACAUACUCCAAGCAGCUAUUGACGAAGAUAGAACCCUAGGUUUUAUACCGUUUUUUGUAGUCGGAACUCUGGGCACAACCAAUUCGUGUGCAUUUGACAACGUCGACAAACUAGGAGAAGUUUGUAAGAAAGAAAACCUGUGGUUUCAUAUAGAUGCUGCUUAUGCUGGUGCUGCUUUUAUUUGUCCAGAAUUUAGAUAUCUUUUAAAUGGAGUUGAAUAUGCCGAUUCUUUCCUCUUGUGUCCUGCCAAGUGGCUGCUCACAAACCAUGAUUGUUGUGCCAUGUGGAUAAAAGACCGAGAAAAUGCUCUUAAACCUUUCUCUAUCACGCCUGCAUACUUGAAGGAAGACGUAGAAGAACAAACCCUCAAUUACAGGAAUUGGGGAAUUACCUUUGGCAGAAAGUUCAGGUCUUUGAAGAUGUGGUUUGUAUUUCGAAUGUUCGGUGUACGAGGUUUACAAACGUAUAUACGAAAGCAUGUAAGCCUUGCCCAUGAGUUUGAAAACCUGGUAAAGAACGACCACAGAUUUGAAGUUUUACUUCCUGUGGUUUUAGGAGUUGUUUGCUUUAGACUGAAGGGUUCAGAGGCACAGAAUGAAGAGAUGUUAAGUGUUAUAAACAAGCGAGGAAAGAUAACUCUGAAGUCUUCAAGAAUACGUAGCCGUGACCUCUACGUUAUCAGGUUUGUUGUUUGUGGCAAAGAUACAGAAAGCGAAGAUAUACUGUUUUCGUGGAGAGAAAUCUGUCUGGCUGCAAAUAAAAUUCUGAAUUCAAAGAAUGAAGAUGACAGGCGUUAACCGUUCUAGUCUUAUAAAAGAAUAGUUCAGUAUUUUGGUUUUAAACGUUUUUGUUGCAGUUUUCUGUCCUUUAAGUUUUAUAAAGUAUUCCCUGAUUUCAAUACAUUUUCUUUCCUGUUAUAAUGGAAAACCCAUUUUUAGCGAUCGAGGACC